AUGGAAUGUGCUGCUGUGGCCCCCUGGCUGAAGUGGGCUGUGAAGGAAGCACGGGGGCAUAAUGUCAUCGCCUUCCCAGCGGCCCGGCUGUUUGAGACCAAACCCAGGGCUGGGUCUUCGUCUUGGGAACAAAGCCCCUUUAUAAGAAGAGCGGUCAAACGAGCCAGAGCAGUUCGCAAAAGGUUGACCCACGUCACUGAAGCAGCAGCGGCUUUCUCCAUGGAAGCUCCCGCGGACAAUCUGAGCAUUGAAAACGAAGUCAGAGGGGAGGCGGAGGAGCCAGGAGGUGCCGAGAAGGAUGCUGCACAGUCCAAGGCUUCCGAGGAGCCAGCUCCAAACAGGGCCGGAGGUCUGGAAGCUGGUACCAUUGAGGAGGCUGCAGCCUCGUGUUGUCCUAUUGCCACCGAACGCCCAGCUGUAGCGGCUUCUCAGCCACCAGGAAUGGAGCGCUCAACAUACUUGGAACCGCAGACUUUGGUGACCGUCGGGACCCCACAGUCUUCCCAAUCACCGGCCCCCGAGCUGCACUCCCAGCGUACCCCCAAAGCCUCGAUCGCUGAAAUGGACUGCCUCAUCUGCUUCAACCGGUACAGUGCUUCCCGGCUGCCCAAACUUCUGGCCUGCCACCACGCCUUCUGCGCUGUCUGCUUGAAGCUCAUCUUGAAGAACGAGGACCACACCUGGAUCAUCGCCUGCCCUCUCUGCCGAAAGUCCACCGUCGUCUUCGGCGGCCUUAUCUGCAGCCUCCGGGACAAAGAGGACAUCUUGGGCCGGCUGGAGAGCCCUGACCCGGAGGCCGAGGUGCCGUGCCCCCCGCACCCUCCGGGCAUGAUGCAAGCAAACCGCCGGUCCAGCUCCGAAAACCGAGAACCGCAGCGCAACCAGGCGGCCAGCAAGAGACUGAUGCUGCUGUUGCUUCUGGUGACUUUGCUGCUGCUGCUCAUUCUCCCUUUCAUGUACACGGGGAUGCUGCAGUGGGCGUUGUGUGGCGUGGUGGCCUUGGGGCUCAUCGUGUCGGGGGUUCUUUGCUGCAACCCUCGCUGGAAUUGCUCGGAUUGCUCGUUGCCACCUUGGAGGAAAAAGGAGCGCCACGUUGCGUCUGUCGCCUGAAAAGACCUGAGCCUUUUGACCACAAGAGAUGUGCAGGGGAGGGUUCGCAAAGGCUGGGUCUCCUUGGAGUGAGCCACGGAUAGUACUGGAAACGAAGCAACUGGGGGGGGGGUGAACUCCUUGUC
This is a messenger RNA of Sphaerodactylus townsendi, 1235 nucleotides long. It is a transcript of the gene RNF186, whose product is annotated as ring finger protein 186. NCBI's taxonomy places the organism in Eukaryota, Metazoa, Chordata, Lepidosauria, Squamata, Sphaerodactylidae. Gene Ontology annotation, biological process: protein ubiquitination. The coding region runs from base 1 to 1110 and encodes 369 amino acids. The transcript has 3 exons. Gene Ontology annotation, molecular function: ubiquitin protein ligase activity. The record is from RefSeq and is a predicted model, not a curated record.